AACUUGUAGUCAACAGCGCUGUGGAAAGAGGCCUGCACUGGUGCAGUGGGGAUGUCGAGGAGGGAGACUCAGAACGGGCCAGCAUUUGGGAUGGCCUGAAAUCUAAACCUUUUCAGUAGAGAGCAGAGAAAUUAAGCUUAAAUGGUAUGGCACCAGCCAACCUGGAUGAAUAUUUUAAGUUUGAGCAACGGGGAAAAAGUAUGGGGGGGAGGAGGGUUGUCCUGUAUUGAAAGGGGUCAGCAGGUGUGGCUUUAUGAGAAGGCAGCCCAGGCUAUGAUACCAGUGUGCAGUAUUAAAAUAUUUAAAGUAUUAAAAAAAACACGUAUUCUGAAAGUCGAUAGCUGCUUCGUUUUGGUGUCUCUUGUCCCAUACCAUCGCUGCGAGGCUGGUGGCUGGAGGCGAUGAAGGGAACAUCGCCGCCCCCCUUCUCCUGUCAGCGCCCCCGACCCUGCGGUUACGGUGCUAAACGGCUGGAUGCCCGCGGGCCCUGCCGACCCUGGCCGGCUGGAGGCGGCGCUGCCAGCCUUCAUCGCCGCCCUGCCCUGCGGAGACAGGCGCUGAGGCGGUCCCGCAGCCGUGCGCCGAAGCCCAGCCCUCCGCCAUGUCGGGCCGAGGGCCGCCCCGCCCGCGUUGCCAGGGGAGCGCCCGCCGCCAUGAGCGCCAAGCGGCUGCAGCAGCAGGUGGAGGCGCUGAGCCGCUCGGCCAGGCACUUUAAUAAAAGUGAGGUGGAAUGCCUCAUCAAGCUCUUCGACACGUUGGUGACCACGUCCAGCGACCGGUUUGGUACAGUCGGCUUCGAUCGCAACAUGUUCAGGGAUACCCUGCACAGGACGUUCGGCAUGACGGAUGACAUGGUUAUGGACAGAGUGUUCCGCACUUUCGAUAGAGACAAUGAUAGCUGCAUCAGUGUGGAGGAAUGGGUGGAAGGCUUAUCAGUAUUUCUUCGGGGGACAUUGGAAGAAAGGAUUAAAUACUGUUUUGAGGUUUAUGACCUGAAUGGUGACGGAUACAUUUCAAGAGAGGAGAUGUUUCAGAUGCUGAAAAACAGCCUACUCAAGCAGCCAUCAGAAGAAGAUCCUGAUGAGGGAAUUAAGGACUUGGUAGACAUAGCACUGAAGAAAAUGGACCAUGAUCAUGAUGGCAAGCUUUCUUUUGCGGACUUUGAAAAAGCUGUGAGAGAUGAUAAUCUUCUCUUAGAAGCCUUUGGACCAUGUCUGCCGGACAUAAAGGGCAGUUUGGCAUUUGAAAAGAAAACCUUCAAGGGAAAUCGUAAACUGUAACACCAUGUGGAAUACUGUUGCAAGCAUUCUCUUCUUCACGGUAUAGUAAAAAUAAAAACAACGCAGAACUAGUGAUUUCAAUAUUGCUUUAUUGUAAAAAAAUAUUGAAUAAAUAGAAUUUGCUUAUAUUAAA
This is a messenger RNA of Anas platyrhynchos (mallard), 1413 nucleotides long. It is a transcript of the gene CLXN, whose product is annotated as calaxin. The record is from RefSeq and is a predicted model, not a curated record. Gene Ontology annotation, molecular function: calcium ion binding. NCBI's taxonomy places the organism in Eukaryota, Metazoa, Chordata, Aves, Anseriformes, Anatidae.